CCUGCAAUCAAAUUCUAAAACAGACUCCAACGGACUUCCCCCUUUUCCGUCGGCGGCGGACGCCACCGUGAAAAGACCCACCCAAAAAUGUCGGCCAUCUCAACGCCGCGGCACCUCCGCUCGCCCACAUUCAAAACGCCUCACAAAAACCCCAUUUCGAUUCAGCUCCGGAACAAGAUUCAGUGCGAGCUCAGGAACACUCCUUACCCUCCCCAGAAGUGGACCGUUGACUGCGUCUCCUCCACCGACCCCAUUCACAUCAUCCUCAAACCCCCAAGCUCGACGUCGAUGGCCGCCGCGCUCGAUCCCUCGGUCAAGAACGCGAAAAGGGUCUCUCUCUUCUACUGCUCCGAGAUGAAGGAUCUCGCCCACAGGAUCGCCUCUGAGUCCGACGCCAUUGAGCUUCGCAGCAUCAGCUGGGGGACAUUUGAGGAUGGGUUUCCCCAGCUGUUCAUAUCCAAUGCUCAAGGUGUUCGUGGGCAGCACGUGGCUUUCCUAGCUUCAUUCAGCUCGCCUGGAGUUAUAUUCGAGCAGUUGUCAGUUAUAUAUGCCCUGCCGAAGCUCUUUGUAGCAUCUUUCACGCUUGUACUGCCGUUUUUUCCGACGGGCACAUCAGAACGUAUGGAGGAUGAAGGGGACGUUGCCACAGCAUUCACGCUUGCGAGGAUCUUGUCCAAUAUCCCGAUCAGUAGAGGCGGGCCCACAAGCUUAGUAAUUUUUGAUAUUCAUGCUUUGCAGGAGAGAUUCUAUUUUGGUGAUAAUAUUUUGCCGUGCUUCGAGAGUGGUAUACCGAUGCUAUUGAAUAGGCUGCAACAGCUUCCUGAUUCUGACAAUAUAACAAUAGCCUUCCCAGAUGAUGGUGCAUGGAAAAGGUUCAACAAGCAGCUACAGCACUUCCCGAUGGUUGUUUGUGCCAAAGUUAGGGAAGGUGAUCAAAGAAUCGUGAGAAUUAAGGAGGGUGACCCAAAGGGACGUCACGUUGUGAUAGUUGAUGACCUUGUCCAGUCAGGUGGCACUCUAGCCGAGUGUCAGAAAGUGUUGGCAAAACAUGGAGCUGCAAAGAUAAGUGCUUACGUGACUCACGGAAUAUUCCCCAAUAAGUCUUGGGAACGGUUUAAACAUGAUGAAGGAGGGAACCCUGAGAGUGGAAUGAGUUACUUUUGGAUAACGGAUUCAUGCCCGGAGACCGUGAAGCAGGUGAAACACAAGCGGCCGUUUGAGGUUAUAAGUCUUGCUGCUGCCAUAGCAUCUGCACUGCAGAUUUAAGUUUGUUUUUACAUUUUUUUGUUACUAAUAAAACACUUGAGGAUCUUUUGCUUUCUCUCUUACUUGUUACUUUUCGCCACUGUAUUUAUGUUG
Molecule: messenger RNA, 1359 nt
Organism: Striga asiatica
Lineage: Eukaryota; Viridiplantae; Streptophyta; Magnoliopsida; Lamiales; Orobanchaceae
Source: the annotation of a GenBank genome assembly